Molecule: messenger RNA, 1489 nt
Organism: Protomyces lactucae-debilis
Lineage: Eukaryota; Fungi; Ascomycota; Taphrinomycetes; Taphrinales; Protomycetaceae
Product: NmrA-like family protein
Exons: 1
Coding region: 355-1293 (312 amino acids)
Source: RefSeq, a predicted model, not a curated record
UAAACCCGAGCCGCCGGCCCAUUGCGGGCUCAAAUCGAUUGAUGACGUCUGCGACUGCCACUGGCCCGUACAGUGGUGCGGUGGACCGCCGGUGGUACCAACACGACAUGUACAGUGUACUACCGAGACCAAAAAUGAGUGUAAAGGGGACGGAUCUUUCUGGGCCUCCUAUAGCCGAUAGCCCGCAUUGUCUCCGAGGUCUAAUUCUUCUUCUUAUGGUUGUACAAGCCAUAGCUUCGGAAAUUCGACGACCUUCUUUGGCUGACCAGUGACCACGCUGAUUAAUGUCAUACACAGCACCACAACAUAAAUAGCUUGUGCAGCUCACAUCACUCUGCUGCCAUCGAAUCAAUCAUGACACCAGCGUAUCUCAUCGUAGGCGCGACAGGCAACACUGGCCGUGGCGUCGUUGAGACCAUUGCCAAGGAACUUCCGGGCAGCGCGUUCAAGGACUAUCGCGUCUUUGGCCUAACGCGAUCGAAAGACAGCUCGACCGCUAAAGAGCAAGCCAAGUUGCCCGGCGUAGAGAUGAUUGAGCAAAACUGGGUCGAAAUCACAGCAGACUGGCUCAUUGAGCACAAUAUUCAGCGUGUCUUUAUCGCUUCCCACGCUGAGCCAUCACAAUUUGCCGAGGAAUCUCAGUUCUACGUCAACUUGCUUAGAGCUGGCGUUGAGUAUGUUGUGCGUAUUUCCACAACAGCGCCCAAUGUUAAGCCCGACUGUUUCGCCUACUACCCACGUGCACACUGGGCCAUCGAGCAGAUGCUCAGCACAAAGCCAUUUGAAAAGCUUCGGUGGACCUCGUUGCAACCAAAUUUAUUCCUUCCAUUUGCGCUGGCACCGGCAGUCGAACUUGUCAAGGGUUGGCGCGAAUCUGGUCGGCAAGGGACACUCUGUCUUCUCCUGACUAAGGACAUUCCUGUUGGUUUGGUUGAUCCCUUCGAGGUCGGUGUUUUGGCCGGCAAUCUACUCCUUGAGAAGGACUCGAGCCAAUACAACAAGUCCAAGCUGGUCGUUAACGGACCAACAGACGUGAGUGGCCAAACCAUUGUUGACCUUGUGGAGGAGGAGCUUGGUGCCAAGCUAGAAGAACCAGUCUCGUUUGAUGACUCCAGUUUUAUUGAGCAGAUGGCUGCCAAUGCUCCGCAGAAGAACCUCAUUCUCUCUGUCAAAACUGCUCAAGAUACAACGAAAGAGGGUCUUUGCACUGCGGCAACGACAAGCAAGGAAGUGUUGCGCAUCGCUCCUCCCAAAAAUACCGCCAAGGACAUCUUCAAGAUGAUGCUUCAAUAGAUGAGCUUUGCACGCAGCGUAGCAUCGAUAGCUUUGCUUACGUAGGAAAUGCAAAAUCAAGCGUGCGAACGGAAGUCGGACGGAAAGUGCGAUGUAAGCAAGCUACAAUAAUCUGGCCUUGACCGGAAGUAGGUUCUAGAGCGCCAUAGAGAUGCGAAGUAGGUCACAUUCAACUCGUACUCGGGCUGCGCUAGCU